AUGCACCUCCCGCACGCGAGCCCUCCGGCCCCCAGCAUGGCGGACGUGUAUGCUCAUAUCCAUGAGUACUACCGGCAGAGCCACGGCGAGCUGGUGCAGACCGGCUCCCCCGCGGUGCUGUGCUCGGUGCUGCCGGGACACUGGCGCUCCAACAAGUCGCUGCCGGUGGCUUUCAAAGUGGUGGCUUUGGACGACGUGCAGGAUGGCACACUGGUCACCAUUAAGGCCGGGAACGAUGAGAACUCUAUGGCUGAAUUGAGGAACUGCACAGCGGUGAUGAAGAACCAAGUGGCAAAGUUUAAUGACUUGAGGUUCGUGGGUCGCAGCGGGAGAGGGAAGUCGUUCUCGCUGACCAUCACCAUCAGCACGUUUCCCAGCCAGGUGGCCACCUACAUGAAAGCCAUCAAAGUCACCGUCGACGGCCCCAGGGAGCCCAGGACUAAGCAAAAUUACGGAUACGGUCACCCGGGUGCAUUCAGCCCAUUCCUGUUGAACCCCGGCUGGCUGGAUGCGGCCUACCUCAACUAUGCGUGGGCUGACUACUUCAGACCCCCACAAAUGCGAGACCAGACCGCCUCGCUUAUAAAAGGUGGUCCAGGUUCAAUACCAACGCCUCCAGUAACGUUACCCGGAGCAGAACUCUUCCAAUUCGGACCGGCGAUGGCAAACCUGCCAGCAGGAGGUCUUAUUCCUCCACCUGGUGCUUUCCUACCGCCCAACGGUCUUCUUCCGUUUGCUCCACACCCUGCAGAUCUAGCAAUGAAGUCACUGCCACCUGAGCUAUCUCUAAAGAAUGGCAUGAAUCCUUACGAAGCGCUACGACACUUACAAAGCAACGUAUCGUCUAUGGAUACGUCAAGCGCUCGACUGUCACCUACUAGCAGCAGACAAAGUGGUAGCCCAAGGAGCAUAGUCAACGCUAGUCCCGACAGAUCGAAAGCUGAUUCAAAAUCAGAAGUUAACUCGAUGCAUGACGCGACAAUUACUGAUGAAUCAGACGAGGAACCUAUUGAAGUAGUGAAGUCUGCUUUCCAUCCAACAAGACCAGCGAAUGUUGAGCUUCAGGAGAUGAAGAGAGUUCAGGCUGCGGACUCCACGGUGGCAGACAGGCCGCGAGUCCGCAAUGAGCUGAAGGCUCCUUCACAGCGCACCACGCGAGUGCUCUCCACUAGUCCAACAUCUACCAAGAUUUCAAACGGCACGAUACCAACUCACAAGUCAGUUUGGCGGCCAUAUUGACUCUAUAGUGCUAGUUCUUAGUAAAGUAUCCAUUGUAAUGGUGGAUUUGUUGAAAUGUGAUAAACCAAUGAGCUUGUAAAUAAUAUAGGUAUUAAAAAUCCCUUGAUUUAUAUCAGAUAUUUAUUGUUAGACAUAUUUAGAUCACUAGAGUUUAGAAUAGUCAAGUAAAUGUUGAUAGAUUAUUUGUUACUUUUAUUGCAAAUGUGUUCAAGCUUAUCUAUAUAAUUAUCUCGUAAAUAAAUGUAAAUUGAUUUGUAAAUGUAUAAUUAUUGAAACUUUAAUAUUCUUCGAGAAACGACUGAUUACUUUAAUGUUUAAGAAAGACAAAUGUAUUAUUGUAAAUAGUUUAAAAGGGUAUUUAUUAAACGAACGAAAUGUACAAUAAAUGUCUGCCAGUUGGCAAUGUAUAAUCGAAAUGUG
Molecule: messenger RNA, 1659 nt
Organism: Helicoverpa zea (corn earworm)
Lineage: Eukaryota; Metazoa; Arthropoda; Insecta; Lepidoptera; Noctuidae
Gene: run
Product: segmentation protein Runt
Exons: 3
Coding region: 1-1239 (412 amino acids)
Biological process (GO): regulation of DNA-templated transcription
Cellular component (GO): nucleus
Molecular function (GO): RNA polymerase II cis-regulatory region sequence-specific DNA binding; ATP binding; DNA-binding transcription factor activity, RNA polymerase II-specific
Source: RefSeq, a predicted model, not a curated record